This is a messenger RNA of Acanthisitta chloris (rifleman), 4937 nucleotides long. Its product is annotated as sodium channel protein type 2 subunit alpha-like. The record is from RefSeq and is a predicted model, not a curated record. The annotation marks the transcript as partial. Gene Ontology annotation, biological process: sodium ion transmembrane transport; membrane depolarization during action potential; neuronal action potential. Gene Ontology annotation, molecular function: voltage-gated sodium channel activity. Gene Ontology annotation, cellular component: plasma membrane; axon; voltage-gated sodium channel complex. Lineage: Eukaryota; Metazoa; Chordata; Aves; Passeriformes; Acanthisittidae. The transcript is spliced from 26 exons.
UGGGUACCAUAGAGUGAGACUGAGAACAGGAAGCGGAGGCAGAAUCAGAGAGGAUUCUGGAAAGGUCUCUGUGUUUUCUUUUCCACGGAGAAUACAGAAAUUGUAAUUCAUUAGUAAACCUUUGUGGAUGGAAAUCUGGGCUAUUUCAGGAGGAGGCAUAUAGUACAUCAUGUUUGAAUGCUGGGCUUUGCAGUGAUUUUUCCUUCUCUUUCAAUCAGGUCAUUCUUAUGCAAGAGGCUAGAAGUAAUUAAAUUUGCAGGAUGAAAACAUGGCACAGGCACUGCUGGUACCACCUGGACCUGAAAGCUUCCGCUAUUUUACUAGAGAUUCUCUCACAGCAAUUGAAAAGCGUUGUGCAGAAGAAAAAGCUAAAAAGCCCAAGCAAGAACAUACAGAUGAUGAUGAUGAAAAUGGUCCAAAACCAAACAGUGACUUGGAGGCAGGAAAGACAUUGCCAUUUAUUUAUGGUGACAUACCUCCAGGAAUGGUAUCUGAACCUCUGGAAGACCUGGACCCAUAUUAUAUCAAUAAAAAAACUUUCAUAGUAUUGAAUAAGGGAAAAGCAAUUUUCCGAUUCAGUGCCACAUCUGCCUUGUAUAUUUUAACUCCUUUUAAUCCCAUCAGAAAAAUUGCUAUCAAGAUUUUGGUACAUUCAUUAUUCAGCAUGCUUAUCAUGUGCACUAUUUUGACCAACUGUGUAUUUAUGACCAUGAGUAACCCUCCAGACUGGACAAAGAAUGUAGAGUACACUUUCACUGGAAUUUAUACCUUUGAAUCACUUAUCAAAAUUCUUGCAAGGGGCUUCUGCUUAGAAGGUUUUACUUUUCUGCGAGACCCAUGGAACUGGCUUGACUUCAGUGUCAUUUUAAUGGCGUAUGUAACAGAAUUUGUAAACCUAGGCAAUGUUUCAGCUCUUCGAACUUUCAGAGUAUUGAGAGCUUUGAAAACUAUUUCUGUAAUUCCAGGCCUAAAGACUAUUGUAGGAGCCCUAAUUCAGUCUGUGAAGAAGCUCUCGGACGUAAUGAUCCUGACUGUGUUUUGUCUGAGUGUAUUUGCACUAAUAGGGCUGCAGCUGUUCAUGGGCAACUUGAGGAAUAAAUGCCUGCAGUGGCCUCCAGACAAUUCUAGUUUUGAAAUAAACAUUAUUUCCUACUUUAACAGCACAAUGGAGGAAAAUGGUACAUUUGUUAAUAUGACAGUGAGCACAUUUAACUGGAAGGAAUACAUUGAGGAUAAAAGUCAUUUUUAUGUUUUGGAAGGACAAAGAGAUGCCCUACUUUGUGGUAAUAGCUCUGAUGCAGGGCAAUGUCCAGAAGGAUAUAUAUGUGUGAAAGCUGGUAGAAACCCCAACUAUGGUUACACAAGUUUUGAUACCUUCAGUUGGGCUUUUUUAUCACUGUUUCGGCUAAUGACUCAGGACUUCUGGGAAAACCUCUAUCAGCUGACACUGCGUGCUGCUGGGAAGACAUACAUGAUAACAACAGCAGCAGUAGCGGCGGCAUCAGUUGCAUCAAGAGAUUUCAGUGGUGUAGGGGGAUUAGGAGAACUCCUGGAAAGUUCUUCAGAAGCAUCAAAGUUGAGCUCAAAGAGUGCUAAAGAAAGAAGGAACAGAAGGAAGAAAAGAAGACAGAAAGAAAUGUCUGAAGCAGAGGACAAAGGAGAUAUUGAUAAGUUCCCUAAGUCUGAGUCAGAAGACAGUAUCAGAAGAAAAAGUUUCCGCUUCUCCACAGAAGGAAGUCAACUGACAUAUGAAAAAAGGCUCACGUCUCCUCACCAGUCUUUGUUAAGCAUCCGUGGGUCUCUGUUCUCACCAAGGCGCAACAGCAAAACAAGCAUUUUCAGUUUCAGAGGUCAUGCAAAGGAUAUAGGAUCUGAAAAUGACUUUGCUGAUGAUGAGCACAGCACUCUUGAAGACAAUGAGAGCAGAAGAGAUUCUCUCUUUGUUCCAAAUCGACAUGGAGAACGUCGCAACAGUAAUAUUAGUCAGGCGAGUGUGUCAUCUAGAAUGAUACCAGCCCUUCCAGUGAAUGGGAAGAUGCACAGCACUGUGGAUUGCAAUGGAGUAGUUUCCUUGGUUGGAGGACCUUCAACUCUAACUUCACCUACUGGUCAGCUUAUACCAGAGGGCACCACUACAGAAACAGAAAUAAGAAAAAGAAGACUGAGUUCUUACCAAAUUUCUAUGGAAAUGCUGGAAGAGUCUGCUGCAAGACAGAGAGCAAUGAGCAUAGCCAGCAUACUUACAAACACAAUGGAAGAGCUUGAAGAAUCCAGACAAAAGUGCCCACCAUGCUGGUACAGAUUUGCCAAUACUUUCUUGAUCUGGGAUUGCUGGAGUCCAUGGUUAAAAGUAAAGCAUGUCGUCAAUUUAGUUGUGAUGGAUCCAUUUGUUGAUCUUGCUAUAACUAUUUGCAUUGUUUUAAACACCUUGUUCAUGGCCAUGGAACAUUACCCAAUGACAGAACAGUUUAGCAGUGUCCUUUCUGUGGGGAACCUGGUAUUCACAGGGAUAUUCACAGCAGAAAUGGUACUAAAGAUAAUUGCCAUGGACCCUUAUUAUUAUUUCCAGGAAGGCUGGAAUAUUUUUGAUGGUAUUAUCGUUAGCCUUAGUUUAAUGGAACUUGGUCUCGCAAAUGUUGAAGGAUUAUCUGUUCUUCGGUCAUUCAGAUUGCUUCGAGUUUUCAAACUGGCAAAAUCUUGGCCAACUCUAAAUAUGCUGAUUAAGAUUAUUGGCAACUCAGUGGGGGCUCUGGGGAAUCUGACCCUGGUGCUGGCCAUCAUUGUGUUCAUUUUCGCUGUGGUUGGGAUGCAGCUGUUUGGGAAAAGCUACAAGGAAUGUGUCUGCAAGAUCUCUAGUGACUGUGAACUUCCACGCUGGCACAUGCAUGACUUUUUCCAUUCUUUCCUGAUUGUAUUCCGAGUGCUUUGUGGAGAAUGGAUAGAAACGAUGUGGGACUGCAUGGAGGUUGCAGGCCAAACCAUGUGCCUUAUUGUUUUCAUGCUGGUCAUGGUGAUUGGAAACCUAGUGGUAUUGAACCUAUUUCUGGCCUUGCUGCUGAGCUCAUUUAGUUCAGACAACCUUGCUGCUACAGAUGAUGAUAAUGAAAUGAACAAUCUCCAGAUUGCUGUGGGAAGGAUUCAGAAGGGAAUAGAUUAUGUUAAAAAGAAGAUACGGGAGUUCAUCCGAAAAGCCUUUGUUAGAAAGCAGAAAUCUUUAGAGGAAAUCAAAGCGCUUGAAGAGCUGAACAACAAGAAAGACAGCUGCAUUUCCAAUCACACUGCCAUUGAAAUAAGCAAAGAUCUGAAUUAUCUCAAAGAUGGGAAUGGAACCACCAGUGGUGUAGGCACAGGCAGCAGUGUGGAAAAAUAUGCAAUUGAUGAAAACGAUUAUAUGUCAUUCAUAAACAACCCAGGCCUCACUGUGACAGUGCCCAUUGCUGUUGGAGAAUCAGAUUUUGAAAAUUUAAACACAGAAGAAUUUAGCAGCGAAUCUGAUAUGGAAGAAAGCAAACAGAAACUAAAUGCAUCGAGCUCAUCAGAAGGCAGCACAGUUGAUAUUGCUCCUCCUGGAGAGGGCGAGCAAGCAGAAAUUGAAAGUGAAGAAUCUCUUGAACCAGAAGCCUGUUUUACAGAAGGUUGUGUGCAGAAAUUUCCAUGUUGUCAAGUAAGUAUAGAGGAUGGCAAAGGAAAAACUUGGUGGAAUCUUAGAAAAACCUGCUACGGCAUAGUUGAGCACAACUGGUUUGAGACUUUCAUUGUAUUCAUGAUUCUCCUCAGCAGUGGAGCACUCGCUUUUGAAGAUAUAUAUAUUGAACAACGCAAAACUAUCAAGACCAUGCUGGAAUAUGCUGACAAAGUUUUUACAUAUAUUUUCAUUUUGGAAAUGCUUUUAAAAUGGGUAGCAUAUGGUUUUCAAAUAUAUUUUACUAAUGCCUGGUGCUGGCUGGACUUCCUGAUUGUUGAUGUCUCAUUGGUUAGUUUAGUAGCCAAUGCUUUGGGCUAUUCUGAACUCGGUGCCAUUAAAUCGCUACGGACAUUAAGAGCUUUAAGACCUUUAAGAGCCUUGUCACGAUUUGAAGGAAUGAGGGUGGUUGUAAAUGCCCUUGUAGGAGCAAUCCCAUCUAUCAUGAAUGUAUUGCUGGUAUGUCUUAUAUUCUGGCUUAUCUUCAGCAUCAUGGGAGUAAAUCUGUUUGCUGGGAAAUUCUAUCACUGUGUCAACACCACAACUGGUGUGAUGUUUGAUGUCAGUGAUGUCAACAACUAUACUCAGUGUGAGGAGCUCAUAAAAAGCAAUCAAAGUGCCCGAUGGAAAAAUGUGAAAGUAAACUUCGAUAAUGUAGGAGCUGGAUAUCUUGCUCUGCUUCAAGUAGCUACUUUCAAAGGAUGGAUGGAUAUUAUGUAUGCUGCUGUUGAUUCACGAGAUGUAGAAGACCAACCUAAAUAUGAGGACAACUUGUAUAUGUACCUCUAUUUUGUCAUCUUUAUCAUAUUUGGAUCAUUCUUUACCUUGAACCUGUUCAUUGGUGUCAUUAUAGACAACUUCAACCAACAAAAAAAGAAGUUUGGAGGUCAGGAUAUAUUUAUGACAGAAGAACAGAAGAAAUAUUACAAUGCAAUGAAAAAACUGGGAUCCAAAAAGCCACAGAAACCUAUACCGAGGCCAGUGAACAAAUUCCAAGGCAUGAUAUUUGAUUUUGUAACCAAACAAGUAUUUGACAUCAGCAUCAUGAUAUUGAUCUGCCUUAACAUGGUCACAAUGAUGGUAGAAACAGAUGACCAGAGUAAAGAAAUGGAAACAAUUUUAUCCCGGAUUAACCUGGUGUUCAUUAUCCUUUUCACUGGAGAAUUUGUCCUGAAAUUGAUUUCACUUCGCCAUUACUACUUCACUAUAGGCUGGAAUAUUUUUGAUUUUGUGGUUGUGAUUCUCUCCAUAGUAG